Leguminivora glycinivorella is the source of this 1938-nucleotide messenger RNA. RefSeq names its product zinc finger protein 91-like. The coding region runs from base 1 to 1938 and encodes 645 amino acids. The transcript is spliced from 2 exons. The record is from RefSeq and is a predicted model, not a curated record. NCBI's taxonomy places the organism in Eukaryota, Metazoa, Arthropoda, Insecta, Lepidoptera, Tortricidae.
AUGAGAUGUUCCAACGCCACGCCAUUAAGACUGCACGGCAAGUGGUACACAUGCUGCUGUUGCCCUGAACGAUUCGACGACACCGCAGCUCUCAAAAGACACACGUCAGAAAAACAUCCCACUGGACACAAUGCUUACUUUGGCCGGGACAUCACGCAACUGAUAAUAAGAGUAGAUAUAACAGACUUGCGAUGCAAACUUUGCAAGAGCCAAAUCCCCAGCGUUGAGAAAUUGAUGGAGCAUUUAAAAAAGGAACACUCAGAAACGAUAUAUUCUUUUGAUAAAAACUACAUGGUUCCCUUUAGAUUUGACACUAACAGAACAGAGCUGAAAUGCGCGAAAUGCGACAAUGAAUUCCACAAUUUUAAAACUUUGGUUCAGCAUAUGAAUACACAUAUUCCUAACUUCGUAUGUAACGCCUGCGGCACGGGAUAUGUGAAUCUGAGGAGCUUGCAGAACCAUGUCCGGAUACACGCGAACGGAGAACACAAAUGCGAGACAUGCCAUCGAGUUUUCAAUAACAGACUCAAGUUGAAGGAACACGAAAAAUCCGUACAUCUAGGGUUCAAAAAACGUAACAAAUGCGAUCACUGCGAGGAGCGCUUCAAUGGGACUAUAGCCAAGAAUAUCCACAUGGUCAAUAUCCACGGCAAGCCUGCAAUUGAGAUCAGGUGUCCGGCGUGUGAAAAGUCUUUUAAAAGCUAUAAAUACCUCGCUAUACACAAGCGGACGUUCCAUAUGAUGGAGAAACGGCACAAGUGUCCGGAGUGUGAUAAAAUGUUUUUCUCCACGCCUCAGGUUAAGAAUCAUAUGCUGUCGCAUACAGGGCAGAGAGACUUCCACUGUGUGAUCUGCAGCAAGGCGUACGGCAGGAAGAGUACGCUAAGGGAGCAUAUGAGGAUCCACGCAGACGACCGCCGGUUUAAGUGCGAGCACUGUGUGGGAUGGAAGCUCCAGAGAUCCAUGAUUUCACCCCGAGAAAGUAAGAACACAAAAUCUUCUAAACUAAAAACGAUAAUUUUAAGUCCAAAAACUGAGAAACCUAGGAAGAAACGGUGCAAGAUUAUCGAAAUUAAGCCGGCACCUGUGAAUGUUUCCUUUAAGAAACUCAACGAAGCUCACAAACACCAGACGAAUCUAAAAGAAAUACUGCUUUGCUCGAAUGCGACUCCGAUCCGCUGUCGCGGGAGCGUGGGGUAUGCUUGCUGCUUCUGCAGCGACCAAUACCGCGAUCCAGCGGACUUGAAGCAGCAUACCAUAACCUCCCACGACGAUACAACUAAAGCUAACUACAUGAAAGGAGAAUCCAUUGUAGGCUUCAUAGUAAAGCUAGAUAUAACAUCGCUGAGAUGUAACAUCUGUUCUUUGUCUAUAAGGGAACUAGGACCGUUAAUGGACCACUUGAAAAUCGCUCACGACCGUCCCAUCAUCACAGAUUUAAAGAACCAUCUAGUCCCGUUUAGAUUCGAAUCCAACUUACAAACUUGCGUCGAGUGCUCAGCAGAAUUCAGUAACUUUAAAGUGCUUUUAGCGCAUAUGAAUGAACACUACAGGAACUGCAUCUGCGAAAUCUGCGGAGCUGGCUUUGUGACUAAGCGGAUAUUACAGGCGCAUAGUUACAGGCAUAUCACUGGUGACUUUAGCUGCCGCUAUUGUCCUAAAGUGUUCGACGCUAAGUUAAGAAUGCAAGAACACGAACGGAACGUCCACAUUCUAAUGAACAAACGGAACAAAUGUGGGUACUGCGGGGAAAAGUUCACAGAUUACACCAAGAAGAACGACCAUGAAGUGAAGGUCCAUGGGGUGAAGCCGAUAGUUCUGCAAUGCCAGGCUUGCACCAAGACGUUUGAUAACCAAAGAUCGCUCACAGUUCACACUAAGACAUUCCAUUUGAUGCAAAGGCGGAGUCCGAAAACAUCAAAUCCUUUGAAACUGUAA